UGUUCUCGCAGUAAACCCAAAAUGGGUUGGUUGGUAAUUGGCAUUUCUGGGGCCACAUGCAGCGGAAAAACGUCACUCGCAAGAAGACUUCACAAGAAUUUGAAGAACUCGAUUCUGAUUGAGCAGGAUACUUAUUUUCUUCCUGUCGAUGAUCCCCGUCAGACUUGGAUUCCAAAACUCAAUCACAUCAACUUCGACCUUCUUUCCAGUCUCGAUAUGGAAAAAAUGCACACAGACAUUCUCAAAUUCUUGAAUGAAAAGUCUCGAGGAAAUUCCACGUCUUUGGAGAAUGAAGCGAAAGUGCUGAUUGUUGAGGGAUUUCUCAUUUUCGACUACAAACCGAUUUCAGAUUUGUGCAAUCUUAAGUACUUUCUGACAUUGAAGAAAGAAGAAUGCUGGAAUCGAAGAGCCUUGCGUGUGUAUCAGCCGCCGGAUGUGCCAGGAUAUUUCGACGAGAUUGUAUGGCCCGAGUAUUUAAAAUACAUAGAUAAGGUCACGAACGAUAAGGACUUGUUCAAUAGUAUUAAGUUCUUUGAUGGAACGCAGAGUCCAGAUCAAGUGUACGCUAAUGUUUAUAAUGAAAUUGAAUUAAAAUUAGCUUAACUGGAUUAUUUUUCGAAUUAUUUUACACAAUUUUCAUUUUUAGGCAAAAUCACACAAUUGUAUAUCUUCGUACAAUAAAGGUAAUUUAGGUUUUAA
This is a messenger RNA of Belonocnema kinseyi, 699 nucleotides long. It is a transcript of the gene Nrk1, whose product is annotated as nicotinamide riboside kinase 1. Lineage: Eukaryota; Metazoa; Arthropoda; Insecta; Hymenoptera; Cynipidae. The record is from RefSeq and is a predicted model, not a curated record. The coding region runs from base 22 to 603 and encodes 193 amino acids. Gene Ontology annotation, cellular component: cytoplasm. The transcript has a single exon.